AUGAUGAAGCUUGUCUUUCUGGCGACCCUUGCAGCGUUUCUUACGUUGGCGGAUGCCAGUGAUGGUUCCAUUGUCGACUCCAUCGAAGAACGAAAGUUAGCUGGGACAACGUGCACUACUAAGAAUUUGGACUUUAGCGAAUUUGCUGCCGGAACCUACUUGAGUAACUUGGAGGCUGCCUAUGGGGUGACUAUCACUGCCGUUUCCCGUACAAGCAAGGGCUACACACCCAACGGAGCCGCCCGUGUUUUCGACACAUCCAAGCCCACCGGUGCAACGGGACAAUCAAUGUGCUCCUCUGGUGACGGUGACUCUGAUCUCGGAUCACCCAACUCCGCUUGUCCCGGAGGUGGACCAGGUCACGGACCUGGAGGUGCACCAAAACUCGCCAACGGACAGAACAAUCCUUAUAAGAACUGCUCGCCCCAAGGCAAAGUACUCAUCAUUCAAGAAGGCAACAAAAAUUGUCCCGACGACAGUGCGGACGGUGGUACUAUCCGCUUCGACUUCUCCAAAACAGUGGACCUCGAGUCGGUGACGUCCUUGGAUAUUGACGAGGGCAGCACUCCCGAAAUCACCGUCUCGUACGGCAACGGCCAGGAGGCUUUUUAUAAGCUUCAGGCUACGGGCGAUAACGGUGUUUUUACGCAAACGAUCAACAAGAGUGACGUCAAGUGGUUCCAGAUCAAGUUCUACGGCUCGGGAUCCGUAUCAGGCUUCAAGUGGGAUGAGUGUGUCACAGCCCCAACGAAAGCCCCCACGAAAAGCCCCACAAAGGCUCCGAUACCGGCCCAAACCAGAGAUGAUACUUGUCCAACCAAGAACUUGGACUUCAGUGAAUUUGCCACCGGAACCUACUUGAGCAACUUGGAGGCUGACUAUGGGGUGACUAUCACUGCCGUUUCCCGUACAAACAAAGGGUACACACCCAAUGGAGCUGCCCGUGUUUUCGACACAUCCAAGCCCACCGGUGCAACGGGACAGUCAAUGUGCUCCUCCAGCGAUGGGGACCCAGAUCUCGGAUCACCCAACUCCGCUUGUCCCGGAGGUGGACCAGGUCACGGACCUGGAGGUGCGCCAAAACUCUCAAACGGUCAAAACAAUCCUUACAAGAACUGCUCGCCCCAAGGCAAAGUACUCAUCAUUCAAGAAGGUAACAAAAAUUGUCCCGACGACAGUGCGGACGGUGGUACUAUCCGCUUCGACUUCUCCAAAACAGUGGACCUCGAAUCGGUGACGUCCUUGGAUAUUGACGAGGGCAGCACUCCCGAAAUCACCGUCUCGUACGGCAACGGCCAGGAGGCUUUUUAUAAGCUACCGGCUACGGGCGACAACGGCGUUUUCACGCAAAUGAUCAACAAAGGUGACGUCAGGUGGUUCCAGAUUAAGUUCUACGGCUCAGGAUCCGUAUCAGGCUUCAAAUGGGCCGAGUGCGUCCCAGCCCCAACGAAAGCCCCUGCCAAAGCUCCGACAAAAGCUCCUGUCAAAACUCCGACGAAAGCCCCAGUAAAAGCUCCAACGAAAGCCCCAGUAAAAGCUCCAACGAAAGCCCCGACUAAAGCUCCAACGAAAGCCCCAGUAAAAGCUCCAACGAAAGCCCCAACCAAAGCUCCCACGAAAGCCCCAACCAAAGCUCCAGCGAAUGCUCCAACGAAAGCUCCAACAAAAGCCCCUGUAAAGGCUCCGACGAAAGCUCCAGUGACAGCUCCAACAAAGGCUCCUGUCAAAGCGCCGACCAAGGCGCCAACCGGUACCCGCGAUGAAAUAUGUGUCGACGAAGUCCUCGACUUUACUGACUUUUCUACAGGCGAGUACGUCCAUGACCUGGUACGAUCUCGCGGCGUUACAGUGACAGCAAUUGCAUCCGGAAGCGACGGAUACACCCCCGGCGGUGCGGCUCGCAUUUUCGACACUCGCUACCCUUCCGGCAGCACUGGACAAGCGCUCUGCGCCCAGAACGAAGGUGAAACAACUCUCGGGUCACCCAACCUUUCGUGCCCCGGCGGUGGAUCCGGAUCGGGUAACGGAGGCAAAGUCAACACGCCCUUCGCCAACUGCGACGCUCGUGGUAAGGGUCUCAUCAUUCAAGAAGGAAACGUGGCCUGUCCUGAACACGCUGGACAAGGCGGAAAAAUUGUGUUUGAGUUUGCGGUACCGGUUGAGCUCAACUACAUCGAUUUGCUGGUUAGCACCGACUCCAGUCCGGUAAUUACGGUGUACUACGGCGUAGACCAAUCCAUUUCGUUUGAUAUGCCGGUGAUCGGCGCCAAUGGCUACCGUCGACAAGUGAUCGAUCGAUCGCAGGUUUACAAGGUCGAGGUGGGCUUCUGUAGUGGAGGUACCGUCACUGCCAUUGACUACAUUCGUUGCGAGCCUGAAGAGGAAUGUCCACCGAGCACUGGUUCAGUCAAACCCCUCCCUCCGAUCGAAGUGCAUCUUCCCCCGCCGAACAGCAAGCACAUGGUUUUUGACUUUGUUGUUAUGAAGAAUCAAGAAUCGUGUCCUCCGGAAUGGCUUCAUUAAUUUGGAGCAUGCGUUGUGAUCGACACGGGGUCGCGCAUAGUGCAGACUGUCAGAAGGCAUUUCAUAAUUUAUGUAAACACAGGUACUCAGCCU
Messenger RNA from Phaeodactylum tricornutum CCAP 1055/1, 2616 nucleotides. RefSeq lists its product with no specific name. The record is from RefSeq and is a predicted model, not a curated record. The transcript is spliced from 2 exons. Bases 1 to 2523 code for a protein of 840 amino acids. Lineage: Eukaryota; Bacillariophyta; Bacillariophyceae; Surirellales; Neidiaceae.